Molecule: messenger RNA, 1074 nt
Organism: Erpetoichthys calabaricus (reedfish)
Lineage: Eukaryota; Metazoa; Chordata; Cladistia; Polypteriformes; Polypteridae
Gene: prl
Product: prolactin
Exons: 5
Coding region: 345-1013 (222 amino acids)
Biological process (GO): positive regulation of receptor signaling pathway via JAK-STAT; positive regulation of cell population proliferation; response to nutrient levels
Cellular component (GO): extracellular region
Molecular function (GO): hormone activity
Source: RefSeq, a predicted model, not a curated record
ACGCAGGUGAAGACUGUCAUAACACCGUCGUGACGUGGCGGUCACUGAUUGGCAUUCAUUUACGCGGGCGUCUUCCUGCAGACUAUGAAAAAUGCUGUCUUUGCAUGUUUUAAACUUAAACUUUAAUUGCUUGAUUAGUUGAUUUCUUUGGGAUUUGCUUUUUUUGUAAAAUAAAGUUGCGAAUACGCGGGGCAGACGACACUUUGUAAGCACUUAAUUUCAGGUCGGGCUGGUGCUCUCAGCGAGUCACCGCAGAUUCGUCAUUUAAUAAAGCGUAGCGAUUGUCAAAGAAGCUGGAAAACACGCGAGAUCAACGUGUCCUCUGAGAGCCGACCUGGGUGCUGAUGACCAUGCUGGUCACUUCUAUGCCUCCUCACUGGGUCAUCUCACCCCAGCCUCUGUGUGGAGCAGGCAGCUGUCAGCCCAUUCUUGUGACAGAUCUUUUGGACAGAGCUGCAAAAGUCUCUCACCGCCUUCAUGCCCUCUCCACGGCCGCCUCCAACGAUCUGAAUAACCACUUUGCCCCUGCCCUUAAACUGGUAAUGAUGCGCCCUCUGUCUCUGUGCCACACAUCCUCACUGAACACGCCUGAAGACAAAGAGCAAGUCCUCCAACUCAGCCAAGAAGACUUGCUCACAAUGGUUGCAUUGCUGCUGAAAUCCUGGGGCACCCCACUGCUAUACUUAGUCAAGGAAGCCCAGGAACUGCCUCACCCUGCCAACGACGCUCUACUGUGGAAGAUGGCUGAGCUAUCCCAGCAGACAGAAAACCUAGCAAGAGGGAUAGACAAGAUCCUCAACAAGCUGGACCCCACAGGCUUCCACAGCUUCUCAACUGACCUUAUUUCGCCAUGGAGUGGAGGCCCUGGUCUGGAGAUGGGCAGCGACAAGAAGUCUCACUUACUCAACUUUCACUUCCUCUUAUCCUGUUUUCGUCGAGAUUCAAACAAGAUUGACAGUUUUGUGAAGCUGCUGCGCUGUAGGGCCACAAAGAUGAAUCCUGAAUCCUGCUGAGGCUGACAGACAUCUAAAGAAAAUCUGGCCAAUACAGGCAUUUUAAUCCUUACAGUAAUAA